Messenger RNA from Juglans microcarpa x Juglans regia, 1161 nucleotides. RefSeq names its product umecyanin-like. Gene Ontology annotation, molecular function: electron transfer activity. Bases 304 to 873 code for a protein of 189 amino acids. The transcript has 2 exons. Lineage: Eukaryota; Viridiplantae; Streptophyta; Magnoliopsida; Fagales; Juglandaceae. The record is from RefSeq and is a predicted model, not a curated record. Gene Ontology annotation, cellular component: plasma membrane.
CAAAAAUAGAGAUGAAAUGCUCAUGAUCUCUCUUAUGUAACUGAAAUUUCCCAUUAAUAAGCAAAUACGUGGACUUUGACAAACCCAUGGAAAUUUGGAAAUCGGCGAGCCUCUCAUGCACAGCAGCACAGGCACAAAAGCCGACCACGUGCCGAUAUAACUGAGCGCAGAUCCAUGAUCUCAACGUUAUGUUUUUUUCCCGCAUGUGUUGAGGGAAAUCGAGCCAACUAUACAACCUCUCUCCUUCAACACAAAAUUAAGAUUGGUCAGAAAGUUUUUUUGGAGAAAUAGCAGAAAAGGGCAAUGGCAAAGAUUCAUCUAACUUUGUUCCUGCUGGUAGUAAUAUUUGGCUGCAGCGCUUUUAUGGGUUCAGUAAAUGCAAUGACCCAUGUUGUUGGAGGAAGCCAUGGCUGGCGUGUGCCUGACAACAAAACCUUCUUUAAUGAAUGGACUAAACCAAGAACGUUUGGUGUUGGCGACAGACUUAUUUUUCCAUACAGGCCAGGGUCGAACAACGUUGUAGUGGUUCACAAGGAAGAUUUCGACGUAUGCGGUCAGAAGGAUGUAAUCAACAUGUACUACAAUGGACCAACGAUUGUGAACCUCACAGAGACUGGGGAAUACUUCUAUUAUUGUGGCGUUGGGAAGCAUUGCGAGGCUGGCCAAAAGCUCCACAUCAAAGUCGUCAACGAACAGGGCUCCUCCGGCAAGUCUUCCCCUUUUAAACUUGUCGGCCAUGUCAAUUCUAGAACUGCUGCACCGGCACCGGCCGCCCUUCCUGAUCAUUUAGAUCCUAAUUCUUCGGCGACCACCGUUCAUAAGUUUUGCAUGGUUUCUGGUCUAUUGGCUUUCUUGGUUUCACUGCUCAUCUGAAGUAUUGUGCCAUUGCUUCUGAAUCAUGAUCAAUGUCAUGAAAAAUUUCUUUUGAUUAGUGUGUUUUAAGUACGAGAUGGGAUCAGUUUAAUGUUAUACAUCGUGAGAUCAUGUGUAUACUAUUGUUGUUGCUGCUUAUGUUAUAUUAUGUAACAUUCAAGCUAAAUGUUUUUUUUUUUCAGUGCAUGUAGGAAAGAAUAUUAUUAUUUUUAGAUCUUUUGUUAUCAUUUCUGGUUUGCUAAAAACUUUGUCAGGCCUGUAUGAGAUUAAGAUAGGCUAAUAAUAUAC